Molecule: messenger RNA, 1068 nt
Organism: Anopheles nili
Lineage: Eukaryota; Metazoa; Arthropoda; Insecta; Diptera; Culicidae
Gene: eIF2Bbeta
Product: translation initiation factor eIF-2B subunit beta
Exons: 3
Coding region: 1-1068 (355 amino acids)
Biological process (GO): translational initiation
Cellular component (GO): eukaryotic translation initiation factor 2B complex
Molecular function (GO): guanyl-nucleotide exchange factor activity; translation initiation factor activity
Source: RefSeq, a predicted model, not a curated record
AUGAAGGAAAUUAAGAAAGAAAUUGUCUUGUCUUCAGGUCAGGAAGUAGCGAAAUUUAUCCACAACGUUCGUCUCGGGAAUUUUUCCGAAGCACAUAAGCUUUCAUCGGCUACACUGCACCUGAUGAAGAAGCUUGUGGAGAAGGAACCAUGGAAGACGGCGAAGGAGCUAUUGCUGUUUAUUAGAAAACAGGGUCAAUUCCUAUCCGAAGCAUUUCCGGAUGGCAUUGUUAUUUUGAAUGUCAUCCGGCGAGUUAUGAAAAUAAUACGCGAAGAAUACGACUCAACGCGCGUGGUGCAGGUCGACGAUGGACAAAGUAUCCUUUCACUGCACAAGCUGAUAACCCAGGGAGAGGAAUCGGAACGGGACGAUUACUCAAAAUCAUUGCCAACCCUGAAAAAUUCGCUGCUGGACCACUUAACCGAGCUAGAAACUGAGCUCGAAACGACGAUCGGAAGCAUUUCUUCCCAGGCAGCGGAACAUAUCCACUCGGCGGAACUUAUCAUGACCAUCGGGUACUCACGAAGCGUGGAAAGGUUCUUACUAAAAGCUGCCGAAUCUCGACCCAUUGAGGUGGUGGUGGUAGAAUGUGCCCCCGAGUGUCGGGGCCAACAGUUGGCCGCCAACCUUGCAAAUGCAAAGAUUCAAACUACGCUCGUUUCGGAUGCGGCUAUCUUUGCGAUAAUGUCACGUAUAAACAAGGUUAUCAUCGGAACGCAUUCUGUUUUAGCAAACGGAGGAUUGCAAGCGGUUUGCGGGGCGUAUAGCUUGGCAUUAUCAGCGAAGCAUUUUUCCGUCCCGGUCAUUGUGCUGGCACCCACGUACAAGUUUGCACCCGUACAUUUGUGCCAUUACGAUCAGGGUGAUUUCAAUAUGCUGGGCAACACUGGAUGCAUACUGGAAUCAAAGAAAUUGGCCUCACGAUUAACCAAUGCUUAUAAUCCGUGCUUCGAUUAUGUGCCUCCAGAGCUGGUGACACUCUUCAUCACAAAUAAUGGUACAAAUGCACCGUCCUACAUUUACCGCCUGAUAGGUGAACUAUAUCAUCCAGAUGAUAACAUGUUAUGA